This is a messenger RNA of Plasmodium malariae, 9540 nucleotides long. It is a transcript of the gene CRMP1, whose product is annotated as cysteine repeat modular protein 1, putative. NCBI's taxonomy places the organism in Eukaryota, Apicomplexa, Aconoidasida, Haemosporida, Plasmodiidae. The transcript has 2 exons. Bases 1 to 9540 code for a protein of 3179 amino acids. The record is from RefSeq and is a predicted model, not a curated record.
AUGCUUAUACAUUUUGCGAAUGUGUUCUUAAUAAUUUUGUCCUUUAAUACAUUAACUUGUAUGGGCGGAAAAAAUCAUAUAAAAAAUUUUAAGCAAAAUUUGGAAAAUGAGACAAAUGAAUAUACUUCAGAAAAGGAGGGUAAAAAACCUUUUUUUAAAAAUGGUCAAAUAAAAUUCUACAAAAAUUUGUUUAGCAGUAAAAAUUAUUUAACCAGGCGGGGCGAUACCUCAAAGGGAAAGAAGUUAUUUGUUAUAAGAGAGAAAAAUGAAGAAAUGCACAAUAAUGGAGAAGCAGAAAAAAAUCGCGAAAGUGGUCAAAAUGGGGGAAGAAAAAACAAAAAUUUGAGUACAGGUUUAAAACAUCCCAUAUUUUUACAAUACCAUGUACGUAUAAUCAAUAUAAAAAAUAUCUUGCGUAGUUCUUUGCAAGUUAAACUUGAUCAGUUUUGCCACCCUGGAGUAGCCAGAUGCAGAGAUGGAGCAAAAAGUUGUAGAUGUUACAGGAUAUACCUAAAUCAAGUAUCAAACUUUUGCUUAGAUAACUGUGGUCUUUUUACUGAAUGCUAUGGGAAUGCUAUAGGUCAACCAUAUAAAUCAGUACCAUAUUCGUUUGUUCAGAAUAAAAUAGUAUUAACAUGUGUUGUCUCAGCAGUUCAAAGGAAGUUAAAUAAUUUAUGUGGAGAAAAUAAUGUUUUUAGAUAUAGUAAAAAUAAGAGUUAUUGUAUUCCAUACGACUUUUUAGAUAUGGAGAAAGUGGGUACAUUUUGUGUUAGUAAAUCGAAUAUCUUAGUUAUAUGUGCUGGUUUUUUAAAAGAUUCUUUUGUAAACCUAUCUGAUUUUGAACUAAUUGACAAUAUUGCUAUAUAUUCUAUUUUAGGUAAUAUGUGUAAUGAAACUAUAUAUGGUAAUGGUGAAUAUUAUGUAGGUUGCCAAAAUACUUCUAUAUCUGGCAAAACGUGUUUAGCUUGGGAAACCUUAAAUAUUAAUGAAUCAUUAGGUUUGUAUUAUAAACAUAAUUUUUGUCGAAAUCCUGAGAAGUUAGAUUAUAUAUAUUGCUUUGUUAAUGUAAAUGGUUUUAUUUUUAGAGAACAUUGUCAUGUUAAGGAUAAUAAUAUAGUUCUUAAUAAUAUUGCAUAUUCAGAAGAUACACAUUAUAGUUUUGAUUUAACUAUGAAAAAUGUAUCUGAUUUUCGUAUAAGGUUUUCCGAAAAUAAUUGUAAAAAUACAUAUUUACUUCCUAAUAAUUUAGAUGAAAUGAUAAAAUAUAAUGUAUUAAAUUAUGUAUAUCAUGAUAUAGGUGGAGAUAUAGCACUUACCAUAACUUUUAAGAAUUUUACGUAUAUAGAUUACCUAGGUAAGAACUUAUCUAUUUGUGCAUGUCAUAACGACUUCUACGAUACAAGAUCUUACAUAUGUACACGUAAUGAUUAUAAAACGAAGAUUGGGAAAUUUAAUAUUAUCAAAUCCUUUUCUAAAUCAAAACAAAAUAUCUUCUAUGUAAACCAGAUCUACGACAUUUCUAUUGAUUUAAAUCCGAAAUAUAUUAAAAGAGAAAUAUAUAUUUUAAGUGGGAAUUUUUCUCAUGAGUGUAGUACUAUUCAUUUAAUGAAAGACUCAUAUAAGGAUGAUUUGCACACUUUAUUGUAUUCUCAUGAAAGUAAAAUGAUCCAGCGAGUUAACCCACCUCUGGACCCUUCAAAAAAUUAUUCUACUAUUUAUGGGUACUCCCAAGAAAUUUUCGACUUAAGAACUUUGGUCAGAAAAAAUGAAAAGUAUAUGAAUGGUGGAGUGAAGAAUAGGAUGAACAGUACUAGUGAUACUUCCUUUCAAAAAUUGAGCAGUCUGAAAAAGGGGAACAACCUGAUAUGCAUAAAGUACACAUCUAAAGAAACGUAUUUUGCCUACCUGGGUAAAAUAAUAUAUAACGACAUCAACGAUUCGAAGAUUAAAUAUAUUUUAAGAACUAAUGAUUCUGUGUACGAAAAUAUUAUAUAUCUAAAAUACUUAUCCACUUUAAGUAAUGUUAGUCAUUUUUUUUUUAGUUCGCAUAGUUGUGAACACCCUGAUAGUAGCAAUAUCAAUGAAAAUGCUUUCAGAAUAUUUGAAGAAUAUUAUACUAACAGACUAAUAAAUUAUCCUCUUGUAUAUACAUAUAGCUAUUUUAGAUUAAAUAUUAGGAAUAUCUUUCUUAAUUCUAUUGAAAAUACAAAUGCUCUUCAUUACUUUUCAAUUAAUGGAAUUUCUUCUAUAAAGUCUCCCAUAAAUUAUAUAUGUGAAAAAAAUAUUGCGCACCGUAAUGUCAGAUCUAUAUCCUUAGUUCACUUAUCAGAUAUGCUAUAUGUUGAAUUCGAUGAGUUUGCUCAUCACUUUAAUGUUAACAGUGUACCAACAAGUAUACACAAUAAGGACUUACCCUUCGAAUGGACCAGUUAUAUUUACAAUUACUUUUAUUUUAAAGGCAUAAAUGUUUCAAGAGUUAAGAAGAAGAUAAUAUCUGUAUGGUGUCACGAGGACGAUAAUUAUAUAUCCUUAUGGUAUGUCUCGUCAAGAAGUUUAACUCCCUUCUUUCUAAUUAAGUACCAAACGAACGCCCCAAAAUUCGCCUUCGUAGAUUUUUUGGAGCCAACACGAACAGCGGCAGCUUCUAAUGCAUUAUUUAAUGUUUCCUUUAGCUCUACUUUCGGCUCUACUUAUAGCUCAACUACCCACAAAACCUCACCCGAAAUGGAGGCGAACUUCUACAUAUUCAGUGCAAAAAGAAUGACUAUCAAGAAGUACAAAACGAACACGUUUUCCUUUCUCAUACUAGUGAAACAAAAGUACUAUGCAAAUCUGAAAGAGGUGGUGAAUGUACAGUCUUUAUCAUACAAAGGGGAUAUAUAUUUUUUUCUACUAUUUCAAAACAAUACAUUUACAUUAUUAAACAGCAAUUUGGAAAAAAUAAAUAUUAUUAAUAACGAUUUAGGUGAGUACAUAAAUUCAGUGCCAAUAAAAAGUAAAUGCAUCGAUAGUAAUAACAAUGUAACGUGUUUCGUUCUGUAUAAAUAUCAUAAGAUUUUAUGGUUCAAUAUAUUAUUCAAUAUGAAAAAAGUAAUGGACAAUAUUAUGCGUAAUUUUUCUACUAAUAAUAAGAAUACUAAACUGACUGUUGAUAGUAGUAAGCCAUAUAACACGGCUGAAAAAAGCAAUAAUUUCGAAGAACUUGAUAUGAAUAAGUUUCAAUUAUAUAAACAGAUUCAUACAGUUAAAGGGAGAGCAGAAAAAGAAGAUCAUAAUUUAUCUUUGAAGAGGUACCCAGACAUACGUGUAGCAUAUAUAGAGUAUAUAUAUGCUUACAAUGAAAAGGACGAAGAGUUAUUAUUAGAAUUCCCUUCUGAUAUCCUAGUAAUUAGUAAAUUGGGGGAAUAUGUACUAUACGUUUCUUCUAAAAAAUUAAAUAAAUUAUUUAUAUACUCAACAAACAGUUCAGAAAAAUCAAUUGAAUAUUAUAAACAUAUUAGAAAUGAAUAUAUAUCUAACUAUGAAAUUGAUUCUAUUUUUAGCUACCAUCUUAUGAAUGCAAAUUUUAUAAAUUUCUUUAUCACCAAAAAGGGGGAAACCAAAAAAAAUGCCAUCUACUCUUUUGUUCAUGAAAAAUUAAGUAAGACAGAUAUUAUAUAUAAACCUAAAAUGUGGUUUGUAUAUAAUAAGAAUAUUGAAAUAAAACCUAUAAUAAAAGGGGAUAAACGACAAAUUAAAUAUUUCACUAUUCAUUAUAUCGAUGAUUCAUUAAAAGAUCAAUAUAUUAUAAUAUAUAAGAAGACGGGUAUUGUUCAUCUGAAGCUAAACAGAAUAGAAGAUACUCCAAUUCACCUCCGAAUAGUGAUGCAUGGUUUAUUUCAUAACGUUUCAACAGAAAUUAAGUUCAAUACUACAUGUGAAGAUGGCCAUUAUUAUAAGGAUAAAAAAUGCCAUCCAUGUGCAAUAGGUUUCUAUAACAACUUGAGUGAAAUUAAAAACAAUAAAGAAUAUUAUACCAAAUGUGUGUCAUGUGGAAGGCAUAAAACUACUAUAAUAGAAAAAUCUAUUAGUGAAAAUAAUUGCUUGUGCGAUUUAGGUUAUGAAUAUAUAAAAAAUCCAAAUAAUCCCCACGAGUUCAUUUGUUCUCCUUGUUCAUAUGGAGAAUAUAAAGAUACUAUAUCAAACGAAUUAUGUAAAGGAAAUGGAUGCAACGAACAUUCUAGUUCCAUCAUUUUAGGUGCAAAGAAUGCAGCAGAAAGUACUUGCCAUUGCGAUCCAGGGUAUUUUUUAAAUGUAAGUAAUACAGGUCUCAUGUAUUGUAAAAAGUGUUUACCAGAUCAUUAUUGUCCAAGUAAAUUAGUAAACAUACAAAUGUGUCCUAUAUACAAUAAAACUGAUCGUCAUUCCAGAACGAAUUAUACUUCAAUAGAUAGCUGCUUUUGCCAAGAAGGGUAUGAACCGAUAAAUGUCAAAAGAAUAACAAAAAAAAGAUCCAGGGAAGAACAUUAUUAUAAACUUUUUUUUAAAAAAUAUCCUUCAUAUUCUCCAAACAAAAUUAAUUCUAAACAUAUCUGUAUGGAAUGCAAUCAAGGGUAUUAUAAGGAUACUAUAUCAUUUGAUAAAUGCAAAAAAUGUCCAGGAAUAUCAACCAAUAAAAAAUUUGGUUCUACUAGGAAAAACAGCUGUGAUGGUUGCUAUAGAGGGUAUUAUAAAAAUUCGAAAAAAGUUUGCUCUGCAUGUUUACCUAAUCAUUUUUGUGUUGGUAGUUUUCCACAAAAGGGAUUAUCCCAAUAUACAGAGGACGCUGUCAUUUGUCCAAAUAAUUCUGUUACACUUAAACCAUAUGAAAUGAAUAUUUCCUUUACAAAUUGUCUGUGUGUACAAGGAUACGUUAAAAAUGUUCAAACGUCGUACAACUUAAAUGAACAUUGCGCCUUAACUCCUUUAAAUUUUUAUAAAGAUACUAUAUCUAAUGAUGGAGGAACGCCAUGCCCGGCUAAUAGUAUAACUAUAAAUGUUGGACAGAAAUCAAUCAAUGGAUGCAUAUGUGAUAAAGGAUAUUAUUACAGUAAAAAGCGAAUGGAUUGUGUAGAAUGCCCUAUUGGAUAUUAUUGUCCAGAAAAAAAUAUGAAAACCAAAUUUUUAAAACCUAUAAAAUGUCCAAAAAAUUCUGGAAAUAUUAAAAAAGGGUCAUAUGAAUUAGCAAAUUGCCAAUGUAAUUUUGGAUAUACUCUGAAUGUCCAAAUAAAAAAGGCUUCUACUAUGAUAAAUAACUUAGUUAAUAAAAAGAAGAAAAAUAAACGCAUCAAAACAACAUCUUCAAUACAUAUUCCUGUUGCCAAUAAAAUGAUUAGGAACAGUUAUAUUUCUUUAUAUUCAAAUAAUUUACAUAGUAAAGGAGAAAAUGAAAAAGAAAUGUUUAAAAGAAAUAUUUCCAUGUUGCUAUGUGUUAAAUGCCCAUCUGUAACAUACAAAUCAGUAAUAUCUAAUGAGCCUUGUCAUGCAUGUCCUACAAAUUCGAGAACAGUAAUGCGUUUUACAUCUACUGAUAAGUUCUUUUGUUUGUGCAACGAGGGAUAUUACUUAGAUGAGCAGACGUGUAAACCCUGUUCCUUGAGUAAAUUAUACUGUGCAGGAGAAUAUAUAUAUGAAAUUUCUCCUGAUGAAUAUGAUGAAAUGAUAAAGAUAAUUGAAAAGAACAUCUAUUUAUUUAGUGAUUCAUAUAAGAAGAUUUUUGUAAAUUCAUUUGUUCAUAAUUAUAGGGGUAAGGUUUCUAAUUUGCACAAAAACAGGGAUAGGGAUACAGCCAAAAGGGGAAUUUCCACCAAGGGAAGAUACAAGCGUGAUAACGCAAAUUUAAUGUCUUAUUUUUCUAGUGAAAACUACUCAUUCCUUUUAUUGGGCCGCCUGAGCAAAAUAGCACACUCGGGUGGUCAUUUCACAGACCAUAGAAAUCUACUGCAAGUGUUAGGAAAAGGGAAUUUAAAGCAAAAUAAUAGUAGUAGUGAUGGUAAUGGUAAUAAUAAUAGUGAUGGUAAUGGUAAUAAUGAUAGUGAUGGUAAUGGUAAUAAUGAUAGUGAUGGUAAUGGUAAUAGUAGCAGCAGAAGUAAUAGGAGCACUAAUUUUAGGGUCAUUUUUUUGAAAAACUUCUUCUACACAGAUCAUAAAAAUUACAUAUAUGCAAAAUACCAAAAGUUCGUAACAUGCCCAAAAAAUACAGUAAUUCCUUUAGGGGUAGAUUCUGCACACACAUUUGACGAUUGCAAGUGUGCAAAAGGAAAUUAUCUAGAGUCAGAAGAUCUUUCUCAGGGUAUUAAAAUAUGUAAACCAUGUAAAGAGGGAACUUUUAAAAAUUUUGUUGGGGAUGAGAAAUUCUGUGUUUCUUGUCCCCCUAAAUCUACUAGUCUACAAGGGUCGUUAUAUCCUACUCAUUGCUUUUGUAAAGAAGGAUUUUAUUACAAUAAAGAUAAUUGUUUAGAAUGCUUAGAAGGAGCUACUUGUAAAGGGGGUUUAUAUAAAAAAGCAAUGAUGAAAAUACAAAUGGAUAUAGAAAAUGUUCAUAUUACUGCAGAGGAUCAUGUAAAACCUGAAUCAAAAAAAGGUUAUUACUUAGAUGAAAAUACGUCCAUAUUUGUAGAUGUUAGUGAAUGGAAAUUUAUUAAAUGUCCAAUAAAUGGAAGUUGUUUAGAAAAGAAUAAAUGUCAUUAUAGUAUGAAUAAUUAUUUAUGUGUUGAAUGUGUUAAAGGGUAUACAAAUAGCUUCAUGAGAACUAUAUGUGUAAAAUGUCCAAGUAAUAGAGUUAAUAUUAUGCUUCUACUAAUUAUUUAUAUAAUUUUUUGUUUUAUUAUUAUAAUAAUAUCUUUCUUAAAUAUAUCCUCAGGAUUUUACAGAAGAUCUAUUCAUUCGAUAGUAAUUAAGAUUGCUGUUAAUUAUGUUUCAAGUAUGUUAGUUAUCAAGGUAUUAGAAGAAAAUAAAUUGCAGCUUCCAACAUAUGUAUAUCAUUUUUAUAAUAAAAUUAAUAAAUUUAUAUAUAGAGUUGAAAAUAGCAAAAUUGUAAGUGUGGAUUGUUUACUCAGAUAUUAUUUUGACCUCAGUUAUGCAGAUUCAUUUUUCUAUACUAGUUUAGUGUUUUUUCUUAUUCCAUUAUUUCUAAUGGCAACAUUAACAGUUAUAUUGUUCCUGAUUUUGAAAAUAUACACAUUGGUAAAAAGCAAGGCAAUUGCAAACAAGCUGGAUUUACUAAGAAUAGCAAAAAAGGAAAAAAUUCAUUUUUUAGCUAACUCUUUAGAAAACUCAUAUUCAAAAGAAAGAUUUAUUAUGAUAUUACGAUAUAUAACACUAACACAUUACUCAUUAAUGGAUAGAGUUUAUAUAUUUUUUGAAGAUAUGAUACCUGUGUAUGUUACCUUUUUGUUUAUAAUGCAUGCAAAAACAUCUCUACGGAUGUUUCAAUUAUUUGAUUGCUCUUACAUUAAAUAUACCAAACAUUUUGGAAAAUAUGUAUUAAGUAGAGCUAGUAGUGUUCAGUGUGAUUUGAAAACAAAUUAUUUGAAAUUUUUUCUAUUAGGAAUAUCUGGUACUAUUGUAUGGUCCUUAGGAAUUCCUUUAUUUUCUUUCUAUGUUCUGUACAUAAAUAGACAUAAUUUAUUUCAUGAAAAUGUGCGUAUCAAAUAUGGCUUUUUACAUAAUGGAUAUUUACCUAAUAGAUGGUACUGGGAAAUUAUCGUUUUUGCUCGUAAAAUUAGUGUAUUAUUUAUCACUACUGUAAUUCUUUUUUCAUCUGACAAGGAUACAAAUACAUCGAGAUUAUUAAUUUUUACUUUCGUUGCUAUAUUUUCUUUAUAUGUACAUUUUAUUUUCCAGCCAUUUGAUAAAAGAAAUUUUUUCACUCUAAAUAAGUUAGAAAAUUUCAGUCUUUACAUAUGGGUUUCUACCAUUAUUGUUAUCUCUGUUUUAUUAUCUAUUGAUCUAAAUGCAUCCCUGAAUUUUUUAAUUUUAUUUUUUUUAAUCUUUUUCCAUAUUAUAUUUAUUGUAAAGCUAUUAAUUUGUUUAUUUUAUGAAUGUAUUGACAAUAUUAGAAGAAAAAAAGCUUGCUAUCAUAUACCUAUUAUUGGCAUCUAUGCGAAGUUGUUAGGGGAUAUUGUCGAAAAGAGGAAGAAAAAAGAGCCUUUAAUUUAUUACGAUAAAAGUACCAAACGAAUUGCUAUUAUUUUACCUGAACGGGUCAAAAAUAAAAAAAAAGCGCGCAAAAUUAAGAGUAAAUUUACGCACGCAUUUACAAACCUUUUUAAAAGCUUAUUCAAUUUUAAAAAAAAAGCAAAAAGGGAAGGAUACGAUAAACUGAAAAACAGUCAUCAGGAAUAUGAACGACAUGGUGAAACAAAAAGUGGUGCAGAUAAAAGCGAAAAUGGUAGAAUGAGAAGUGGAGAUAAUAAUAAUGAUGGUAAUAAUGAUAUUUAUAAUGAUAGUAAUAAUGAAGGUAAUAAUGACGAUGCUACGAAUUACGACAUUGUGAACAUACAUAAGGAAAGCGAACAAACUUCUUUCCAUGGGGAAAUUGUAAAAAACCAAAAAAUGAGUUUUUACUUUUUUUUAAAAAGUACUGGUUUGCCAAUUUACGGUUAUAUCAACAAGGAACAUAGAAUGUUUGCAAUAGAAAUUUAUAAAGAAUUGCUAGAUAUAUUUUUAAAAAAUGUUACACUAACCUACGUUUCUGAUGUAUUUUUUGAAUUCAUAUUUAAAAUCUCAAUUAAUAUAGGGAACUUAAUAGAUAACCUAGAUCAAAAAGACAAAAUAUUUGAAUCACUGGAUCAAGAACAAAACUUUAACAACAUUAUUCAGUGGUCUCUGGAAAGAAAAGAAAAAUAUAAUGAAAAUAAAAAAUGGGUAAAAGGGAAACUAAUUUCUUUGAAACAUUGCAAAUAUAAUUGUAGUUUACUUAAACAGGAUAUCGACACAUUCCAAAUUCCUCAACUAUUUGGAAAUGAUGAAAUGGAAGAGGAGAAGCAAAAAAAAGAUCAUAAAACAAGUGUCUCCAAGGAUGAGAGAGAAAAGCUGUUUUCAUUUUUCAGCGACGACUUACUGAAUAAAAAAAUUGCCUUGUCAGAAUUUUACUUCAUUCUUAUUGAGCUAAAGCUGAAGUACUACAGAAACUUACCUUCCUAUUUUUACAUGUUCAAACUUUACAAAAAAUUAGAAAAAAAGUAUGAAAGACAACAACUGAAAAAAUUAAAUGCAAAGUUAAAAGAAUGUCAAAGAAUUAAAGAUACCAAUGAGACAAAAUAUAAUAACGAAAAUAUCCAAAUACAUGAAAUAAAAGAAAAAAAGUUACAAUUGUAUAGAGAAUUUAAUAAUCUAUCUAAAAUGAUGGAACAAUUAAAAUAUAAAUAUAUUAAUUUAAAUAAUAACGAUUUGAAAAAAGGUUCAUGCAAUGAGUGGACAAAUGAAGAUUUUUCUGAUGAUAUUUCACUAUCUAGUUCAGAAUCGAUUAAAAAUUAUUUGCUCGGAAAGGAAUUGAACCACAAGGGGGACCAAACAUAA